This is a messenger RNA of Echinococcus granulosus, 2109 nucleotides long. Its product is annotated as Leucine-rich repeat-containing protein. Bases 1 to 2109 code for a protein of 702 amino acids. Gene Ontology annotation, molecular function: protein binding. The transcript is spliced from 16 exons. Lineage: Eukaryota; Metazoa; Platyhelminthes; Cestoda; Cyclophyllidea; Taeniidae. Gene Ontology annotation, cellular component: cytoplasm. The record is from RefSeq and is a predicted model, not a curated record.
AUGUCAGAAGAGGAGGAAGCUGUCGGAGAAGAGAUAGAAGAGGCAGAAAUUAGCAUUAAGCCUGUUGUUAUUCCCGAUAAACCUCUGACGAAAGAAUUAGCAGCCACAUGUCUUUCACUACUUAGAAGAAUAGGAUACGGCUUUACACAUGCAUUCAUAAAAUUUGACUGUGCAAACAGGGGCCUCACAGAUAUCAGUAUCUUGGUGCAAUUUCAGUUUCUCCGCUUCGUUAUUCUGAGCCACAACCAUAUUUCUGAUAUUUCGCCCAUUUUCGCAGCCGAAUACUUAAUGUAUCUUAAAGCUGAUCAUAAUCGCAUACUCAAAGCUGGCAGUGCAAAGGCUUUACCAUAUCUUCAAUUCUUCGACCUUUCACACAACAAACUCACCUGUACGGACUUCAUCAACCACGGUAGAUUGAAACAUCUCAUACUUAGUUAUAACGAAAUCACUACAUUAAAGGGCAUCGAGGGACCGCCAUUAAACCAGUUCAAGUUGCGCUCUUUGGAGACCCUAGAGUUGCGUGGAAAUAAGAUUACAUCGUCCGAGGGUCUGAGUGAACUGCACGCUCUAAAGACGCUCUACUUUAGUGAAAAUCUCCUGCACUCAGUAGAGGACAUUUCGGCAAUGAAGGGACUUGUUAUACUACAUCUUCGGGAUAACAAUAUUCGACGUUUGGAUGGUUUUCUUCAUGGUCCGCCUAAUCUACAGUACUUAAAUCUUCGAGGAAAUCAGAUAAAACGCUGGUCAGAGGUCAAAAAGUUAAUGUCAUUAUUAACUCUGAAAAUUCUCAUCCUUAGUGACAACCCGAUUGCGGAUAGAGAUCAUUAUAGACCCCUUGUUUUGGGCAUGGUGCCUCGCCUUAAACGCCUGGAUAAGGACAAGACCUCGCCAGAUGAAGUAGCAGAGUCAGUGGCGUUCCUCGAAAAGUUGGGUGAGCAAUUCUUGGAGGAAGAUGACGAAGAGGAGGAAGAGAUGGACAAGGUAGCAGAGCUAAUGGCUGAGGCAAAACUCGACGAGCUAAUGGAGGAGGGAGUGAUGGACAAAGAUGCCGCAGAAGCAAUCACUGAGGAGGUAGAAAAGGAGGAAAUGGAUGAUGAGAGUGGGGGAUUUUGGACGUCUCUGCGUGGCUCCGUUGACAAUGAGAGGAGAAAUUCGGUCGCUACCAAUCCUCCCAUUGGCAAUGCUGCGCCGGUUAUCAAAAUUGUUGAUGAUAUAUGGGAUACAGUCACGGAACUUGACGCUCUGAUAAUUAAAUUUGUCUCGGAACCUGUUAGUACCAACGAAAUAAACGAUUCUUAUUCCAAACUAGAGGAAACAUUUAAAAUGCUUGAAAUGUGCUCGGAAAGUGCUAAGGGAUCGUUUACUCAAGUGGAUGAGAUGGCAUCAAGAAUUAAUUCAUUGCAAAGUACUGUAAAGAAGGCAUUACCUUUGCCAAAUCCUUCUAUAACACCUCGUAUAUUUUACAACAGCAUUUGUAGUAAAAGCUCUUUGAAGCUAAAAAUUGACAGUUUUGCCUCAAAUUUGGACUUUAUGGUUAAAUUGGCUCGAAAGAGAAUUGAAUCUACAAAAGCAUAUUCCUCACAAUUUAAAAAGCCACACUCCGUCUUUGCUAUGAGUCCAAGAGUCCAACACCUAGCAUUGCGAAGGAAGCAUGAUAGUACGCCUGCAAUACAUACAUCUGGAACAAAUACAAGGCGAACAACCAGUAGUGCACCUUUUCUUAGUAGGAAUGCGAGGACAGUUCUUCAGCCUAACGCAUCCGUCAGAAAAACACCGCAAUUUGCUAUAAAAUUUUGCAACAAAGCUGCCACUGUAACUGUACCUAGAAAAACUGAUAUCAAAUUUGAGCGUCAAUGCAAGCCCAACGUCCGUUGCCGACAACAGUCAAAUUUGGUGCAUGAUCAUCACAUGGGAGUCCGCGAGACACCUUUGUCUUCGCCCAUUUUUUCCGAUCGACCAAGCAGUGGCACACAGCAUCUGUUGCUACCUCCCGACACAGUGGAAGACAUCUUUUGUGAUCUCGCAAAAGAGCGUCAUGAUGAUGACGGAUUCUCCUCCAUUUCUGACGACUGCAUCAGCUUAAACGACCUCUUCGAAGUGGAGGAGUAG